UUGUUGUCAAUUGAAGUGAAAUCUAAUAUUGAAUUUACAAUUGUUUUAAUUAAUUGUUAUUAUAAUUAAGUGAAACAAUUGAUGACAUUUAGUGACACUUUAAUUAUUUAUUGAGUGAUUUCUUUAAGUAUUUAUUCAUUAAUUGAUUUAUAUUUUGAGUCAUUUACCGAUUGAUUGAUUGUUUAGAUAAAUAUAAAUUGUUUGUUAAAGUGUUUAAUGAUUUAAUCGUUAAAACAAAUAACCAAAUCAUAAGUCAUUAGUGAAGAUGUCAUUAAACAAGAACGAAGAGAAGGCACCACUUCUUAGUGGUGAUAGUUAUGUGUCAAACGGUCAUAUGUCAGGUAUAGCGUCGACAUCGGCGGCCUCUUCGACAUAUUCAUCACUCAACGGACACUAUCCUAACAAUAGUUUCAACACAUCCCAAUACAACGAGACAUAUGUAACGGUGCCCUCUAUAGGACCCGAUGAGUUGCCGCCGCCCUAUAGCGCGUCAAUCUCUGGUGGCGUACCAGUGAUAGUGGCCUGUCGUGUCUGUGGGUCAAUGAUUGACAUCACCGGUAAAAGAGAGCAACACGUAGUCAAAUGUGACAAUUGUAACGAAGCAACGCCAGUAAAGAGCGCACCGACGGGAAAAAAGUAUGUCCGCUGUCCGUGUAAUUGUCUGCUUGUAUGCAAAGCCAGUGCUCAAAGGAUUGCUUGUCCGCGCCCUCAAUGUAAGCGAAUUAUCAAUUUAUCGGUGAAUCAAAUGUCGGUCAAUACAACAACAUCGCCAUCAAUGUCGCCACCGAUGCCUGGGAUGUGUCGUGUUAUAUGUGGUCACUGUCAUGAGUCGUUUCUCUUCAAUACUCUGCAGAACAAUCUCGCCCGAUGUCCGCACUGUCGCAAGUUAUCAUCGGUUGGCCGAGAAUUUGCCAGAACUCGAGGCAUAGUGUUCUUGAUCUUUGCUCUAAUCUUUUUGAUUGUCUCAUUGGGCGUCAUAUUUGGCACACUAUCAGUGAUAAGAAGUGGUUCAAGAGGUUUGAUUGCGUUAGACGUUAUAUUUUCAUUGAUUUGUUUUCUACUGUUUAUCCGAUCCAUGCAUUACUUGACAAUGAAAACCAGUCUAAUUGAUUCAAAUUAAAAGUAAAUUAUAUUUGAUUUAUUCAUUCCAUAUAAUUAUUAUCUUAUUAUAUUAAUGUAUAAUUAUUAAU
This is a messenger RNA of Oppia nitens, 1190 nucleotides long. RefSeq names its product type I phosphatidylinositol 4,5-bisphosphate 4-phosphatase-B-like. The transcript has 4 exons. Gene Ontology annotation, cellular component: phagocytic vesicle membrane; plasma membrane; late endosome membrane. Gene Ontology annotation, biological process: phosphatidylinositol dephosphorylation. Gene Ontology annotation, molecular function: phosphatidylinositol-4,5-bisphosphate 4-phosphatase activity. Bases 266 to 1120 code for a protein of 284 amino acids. The record is from RefSeq and is a predicted model, not a curated record. NCBI's taxonomy places the organism in Eukaryota, Metazoa, Arthropoda, Arachnida, Sarcoptiformes, Oppiidae.